AUGAAGGCACCAAGUGGACCGGACGAAUGGAAAGAAAUUGCCAAAGGCGUAGUUCUCUUAGCUGUUUGUGAUGCAAACUACAAAUUCACCUUGGUAGAUAUUGGUCAAGCUGGUAGUCAAAGUGAUGGUGGCACAUUUGAAGCUUCCGAAUUUGGAAAAGCUUUUUUAUUAGGACAGAUAAAUCUUCCAGCACCGGUCUGUCUACCUCACGAAACUGGGAACCCCAUGCCAUUUGUUUUAGUUGGAGAUGAAGCAUUUCCACUAAAGCCUAACUUAUUACGACCAUAUCCUGGCAAGCAACUUGAUUGCAAUGCUAAACAGAUUUUCAAUUAUCGAUUGUCUCGUGCAUGCAGGGUUAUUGAAAACUCAUUUGGCAUCCUUGCUCAGCGAUGGCGGUUAUUGUUCAGAACAAUAAUUGCUGAACCAGAAAAGGCAGCAUUGUUAGUUAAAGCAAUAUGUGUUUUGCACAACAUGUUACGAACUGUUGGUGAUCCAUCUUAUACACCUCCAGGAUUUGCAGAUUCCAUAGCUCCGGAUGGGCAUCUGUGCAAUGGAUUCUGGCAAAGGCAAUCCAAUGCAGAGCUGGAAAGUGCUGUAAGGCUGGCAGGCAGAAAUUCAACAGCUGAAGCAAUUUCUGUAUGUCAGCACUUUACUGAGUAUUUUGUUAGUGAGCAUGGUUCAGUUGAGUGGCAAUGGGCUUACAUAAAUCAACGCUGAACACUUUUCCUAGUAAAUAAUUUUUGUCAAAAUAAACUUGAACCUUUAAAAACCAUCUUUUUUUGUUUGUGUCUUAACACAUUGAUGAAUUAUUGUAAAUAUAUUUUAAAAAAUCACUUUAACAACAGAUACUUAAGAUAAAUUAAUUGAAGGAUAA
Molecule: messenger RNA, 874 nt
Organism: Xenia sp. Carnegie-2017
Lineage: Eukaryota; Metazoa; Cnidaria; Anthozoa; Malacalcyonacea; Xeniidae
Product: protein ALP1-like
Exons: 4
Coding region: 1-717 (238 amino acids)
Source: RefSeq, a predicted model, not a curated record